Molecule: messenger RNA, 2267 nt
Organism: Mytilus trossulus (common blue mussel)
Lineage: Eukaryota; Metazoa; Mollusca; Bivalvia; Mytilida; Mytilidae
Product: allene oxide synthase-lipoxygenase protein-like
Exons: 16
Coding region: 163-2145 (660 amino acids)
Biological process (GO): lipid oxidation
Molecular function (GO): protein binding; oxidoreductase activity, acting on single donors with incorporation of molecular oxygen, incorporation of two atoms of oxygen; metal ion binding
Source: RefSeq, a predicted model, not a curated record
UAUAUAUUUUUUCCGUUUAUUGUAUCCGUCGGAAUCUGAUACGGACACAAAUUUAUCACACCCUUACGGAUUCUUUUCGAUGUUCAUAUAAGAACCAUUAUCAUUCGACGUUUCAGAAGCCACUCAUAUUACAAAGGUAAACCAACGUCAUCAAUCGGCAAUAUGGUUUCCUACAAGAUAACGGUGAAAACUGGAGACAAAAAAGGAGCUGGGACGGAUGCUAAUGUUUAUAUAGUAAUUCACGGAAAAGGUAUCCAGACAAACAAGUUCACUCUUGAUACAUUCUUUAAAAAUGAUUUCGAGAGAGGUAACAUUGAUAACUAUUCCGUCAAUGCUGACGUCAACAUACCAGAAGUACAAAGAAUCGAGCUGUGGCGAGACGCAUAUGGUUUGUUCAGUAACUGGUAUUUAGAUUGGAUUGAAGUAACUAACUUGGCAACUAACAUCACAACAAUAUUCCCAGCAAUGAAAUGGAUCAAAGAGAACCAGCGUUACUUCUUCAACCACAUAGACACAUGUUUACCCCAAGACGAUCCAUUCAAAGAAAUGAGAAUGUUAGAGCUUCAGAACAUACAGAAAGAUUAUCAGAUUCAAGUUAAGAUACCUGGAUUACCUGCUCAGGUAAAAGAACUACCAGACGAUGAGAGAUUCUCAUUUGACUAUCAAUUCAACAUAGGUCUAAAAAGCAAAAUCUACAGAGAAGAAAGUCAGAGAUUGGUAAAGGCGAGCGGCGUCGAGUGGAAGGAUGUCGAAGACGUUAAGUCUGUGUAUACUCCUCUUUUUGGAAUCCCACAGGGUUCUAAAACUUUCAAUGAUGAUGCUGCAUUUGGACGUCAGAGGUUGAACGGUUUAAAUCCUUCGAUAUUAAAUCUCUGUACCAACAUUCCUAAAAGUUUUGGAGUAACUGAGAUAAUGGUCAAACCGUUCUUAGAGGGCAAGACAAUGAAACAAGCCAUGGAUGCUAAAAGGCUAUUUAUCAUAGAUAUGGCGAUAUUGGAAGGCUGUCCAACUACGGGGGAAAGCAUUAUGACAUGUCCAUUUGCUCUAUUUUAUUUCAACGAUGCCAAAUGUCUUAUGCCAAUAGCCAUACAACUAUUUCAACAGAAAGGACCAAGUAAUCCUGUAUUCCUACCUUCAGACCCAGUGUACACCUGGAUGUGGGCAAAGAUGUGGUACAGCCUAGCUGAUUCUACAUAUCACCAAUCUCUUACUCAUCUAAAUUUUACUCAUUUGAUGAUGGAAGGAAUAAGUCUCGCAGCCAAGAGAAACCUAGCGCCAGCACAUCCAAUUAUGAAAUUACUAAAUCCUCAUUUCAUAUAUCUCAUGGCAAUUAACAGUUUGGCACUUGGCAUAUUGAUUAAUCCUGGUGGCGCCAUAGACAAAAUUUCAAGUGCAGGUAUCAACGGCCACUUUCACAUAAUGAAAAAGAGUAUGGCUUUCUGGAGAUUGGAUAUACAUGGUUCUCUUCCAGAGGAUUUAAAGAGGCGAGGGGUUUUUGAUCAGUCUGUCCUGAACGGAGCCUAUCAUGUAAGAGAUGAUGCUCUGUUGUUAUAUGAUGUCAUUAGAACCUAUGUAAAGAAAUACGUAGUGCAUUAUUAUUCCGCAGAAAAUUCUAUGACUGCAGAUUAUGAACUACAGAGUUGGGGAGCAGAACUUGUAAAGUCAAGGGAUGAUGGCGGAAUUGGAAUCUUGGGAGUCCCGAACAACGGUAAAUUUGUAGCAACAGACCAACUUGUCCUAGCAUUGACAGCUAUUAUCUACACGUGCAGUGUUGGUCAUGCCGCAGCCAACUUCCAACAAUAUGAUGAAUAUGGUGCUCCGUUUAAUUAUCCAUACUUUCUGUCUGGAAGUCCACCGAAAGAUAAGAGUCCAGUUACUAUAGAAACUGUCCUUGGGUCUAUUGCAAACAGAAUCAAGCUUCUAGAGUCGAUGACCAUCACAAAGGUUCUCAGUGAGAAAGGAACACAAAGUCUAGGUGAUUUUGAAAAACAGUUAAUAGUGGAUCCACCAGCAAUAAAAUUUGUUGAAGAGUUUCGACAGAACUUACGGGAGAUUGGUAAGACUAUUGACGAAAGAAACAAAAAUAGGAAAUACCCCUACGAUGAGCUUCAUCCAUCGGCAAUUCCAAAUGCCAUUAGCAUUUAGACACACAAUUGAUGAUUUCUGUCUUUUAAGCCUUUAUAGCUUAUGUAGGCAAAGACAAAGUCCCUAGACGGGUUGAAACAUAGUGUGUGUUGAUUUCCUUAAAUAUAUAAGAAUACAGCUGC